Molecule: messenger RNA, 664 nt
Organism: Gracilinanus agilis (Agile Gracile Mouse Opossum)
Lineage: Eukaryota; Metazoa; Chordata; Mammalia; Didelphimorphia; Didelphidae
Product: T-cell-specific guanine nucleotide triphosphate-binding protein 2-like
Exons: 1
Biological process (GO): defense response; cellular response to interferon-beta
Cellular component (GO): endoplasmic reticulum membrane
Molecular function (GO): GTP binding; GTPase activity
Source: RefSeq, a predicted model, not a curated record
AGUCAUGGAACAUUCAUCAUCUUCUUUACUUUCUGAAGAAAACCCAAAUAUUUGGGUCUCACGUAUGAUAGACAUUUAUGAAACUGAAACUGGGGGGAGGGGCAUCCUGUCUCCAGAUAAUAUCACUUUACUCAAAUCAGUCCUGAUGGAGGGGAAUCUUGAAGACGCAGUAGCUAUAACAAAUGAGCUAAUUGAAAGAAUUGAAAAUGCCCAUCUGAACAUCGCACUAACAGGGGAGUCAGGCUCAGGGAAGUCCUCUUUCAUCAAUGCCUUCCGGGGGAUUGGGCAUGAAGAUGGUGAUGCUGCUAGCACUGGGGUCGUGGAGACAACAAGAAACAUUUCUUCUUAUGAACACCCUAAGUUUCCCAAUGUAACGUUUUGGGACCUGCCAGGCAUUGGGACCCCUAAUUUCCAACCAAAGAGUUAUCUAAAACAAGUGAACUUCAGUGACUAUGAUUUCUUCUUCAUCAUUUCCUCAUCGAGAUUUCGAGACAAUGAUGCAAAACUUGCUCAGGAGAUCAGACAGAUGGGGAAGAAGUUUUACUUUGUUAGAACCAAGGUAGACAGUGAUUUGAAAAAUGAAAGGAAGGCUAAGCCCAAGUCCUUCAACAGGGAGAAUGUUCUGCAGCAGAUACGAAAGAACUGCUCACAACAUCUUCAGAAA